Plenodomus lingam JN3 is the source of this 1161-nucleotide messenger RNA. NCBI's taxonomy places the organism in Eukaryota, Fungi, Ascomycota, Dothideomycetes, Pleosporales, Leptosphaeriaceae. The record is from RefSeq and is a predicted model, not a curated record.
AUGGGUCGCAGAGACCGGCUCGUCAGCAUCUCCAUCACGCGCGCCAUCUUCCCGACUCAGCCUGCACAUGAUGAUGAAGGACCGCGUCUCGGUCUGUUCGCACGUAUCUGGGCUUUCUUUGCCAUCUUCAGUCUACCCCUUGUUAGGUAUCGAGCAUCCCUAUUCGAGAGGCUGAGAAGCGAUGCAUGGGAAAUGGAAGAAGAAGAAUACCUGGAGAGUUUCCGGAGUUCAACCAAGAGCAAGCGAACGGAUCUUGUGGCCGUCGGGGACUUGGGCUACUCGGGCUCAACUUUCUUUACCACUCCCAACUCCAAGUAUCUGAUCAAAUCGCUGCCCCGCAAGUUCGAGCAGACGUUCUUUCGCGAUCGCCUCCUCGAGCCCUAUGUCGAACACAUGCUGUCUAACAAGGAUUCCCUUCUCGUAAGAAUCACCGACCUUCUCUGCAGCCGUACAUGUACCAUCGGUACUGCGAUCGGCGCCGCGCCCAGUCAUCACAUAGUCAUGGAGAACAUACUGCUAGCUCCGGAAAGCGUCAAGGACCGACUGAUUGACGUUUUCAAAGACAAGAUCAAGGUCACCAUAGACCAGAAGGAGAAUCUCAUGGCCCAACUUGUACGAGACUCGCAUACUCUGCAAGCCAGUAAUGCAGUCGACUACUCUUUGUUUCUCGUCCGCUACCCAGCAAAUCUUGGCUCAAUCGGCUCAAUCGAUGACGGCUGCGUGGGGAAUCCUCCAGGACGUGGUUCCUCGUGGCGCAAGGGCGUCGUCUCGAGAGAUGGAAAGUGGGUCUAUCGCGCUGUUGUCCUAGACUUCUUCUGGGCUAAAGAUGCCCUACAAGCGCAGAUGCUCACUGGACUGGUGAAGUUGUUCAACACUCUUACAUUCGGCAAGGAUUAUGGGCCAAUGAGUAUCACGACUUCGAGCGAUGAGUAUCGACAAAGGUUCCUCGGCAUGGUUGAUGACAUGGUCGAAGUACCGGAUAGUGCUGGGCAGCCGUCGGGCAAAGUACGAGUUACAACACCGAAAAGUAGUGAGCAGGAGAAGCGGUUCGCUUUUGUCGCAGUAUGUAAAUGGACCAUUGUGCACGAUGCAAAGUGCCGCGAUGGCGGUGAAGGAUCCAUUGCAAGCUUGUCGUCAUGGUACAGAUGGUCAAAGGCCUGA